Molecule: messenger RNA, 690 nt
Organism: Blastocystis hominis
Lineage: Eukaryota; Bigyra; Opalinata; Blastocystidae
Exons: 4
Coding region: 1-690 (229 amino acids)
Cellular component (GO): mitochondrion; cytoplasm
Source: RefSeq, a predicted model, not a curated record
AUGAAUGCAAGUGCAAUUAUUACAUAUCACCCCAUCAUCUUCCACGGUAUCAAGAAGCUGACUCCCGAUGAUCGUGUCGCUCGUAUCGUCAUGGGAUGCAUCAAGAACGAUAUUGCUGUCUACUCGCCUCAUACAGCGUGUGAUGCAUCAAAGGGAGGUGUAAAUGAUUGGAUUGUGGAUGGAUUGGGAGAAAUCGCGAGCAGUGCACCCAUCACCCCAGAUCGUGAGAAUCCUGAAUUUGGAAUUGGUCGAAUUGCUACGCUGGCUAGUCCCUAUCCAACGAUCUCGCAACUGAUUGAGCGAAUGAAGGUCCAUUUCGCGAUUCCCCAUCUGCAGUUAGCUACCAAUCUUCCGCUCGAUUCUCCAGUUCGCAAAGUGGCUGUGUGCGCCGGAUCCGGCGAUAGUGUGUUGGCUGUAAUCGAAGCGGAUUUUUAUGUGUCCGGAGAGCUGAGUCAUCACGUGAUUCUGGAUGCGGUCUCGCAUGAUCGCUCUGUGAUGGUGUGCAAUCAUUCGAACACAGAACGAGGCUUUUUGAAGGAGCUGCGAGCGCGAUUGGAGAGUGAAUUGGGCGAAGAGUUCACGUUUGUCGUGUCGCAAACCGAUCGAGAUCCGUUGUCCGUUUUCUGCUUUGUUUGUUCCACACCUGUGAUAAGACUGAUUGUCUAUUUAUUCGUCGAUGUGUCUAGCUGA